UUCAUUACGGACCGACAGCUUGCCACGGUCGUUUGAAAUAUACAAAGUAUUAUUAUCACAUAGCUGUGUGUUUUGUAAUGCACGUAGUUUGAAACUGCCUCUUAUAAUGUUGCAGCUGUGUUGAGCUCGAUGUGAAAGUUACAGUUGCAGGAUGUUGUGAGCAUGUAGCCUCCGUGUGUGUCAACAAAGCGACGCAGACCGUCGAUGGUUCCGCUUUAUGUUUCAAACACACAACACGAAGCUGAAACGGGUGUGUUUCCUGCAGUUUAUUUAAGCACUCGGGCUCAUCUUCCUCCUUUAUGGAGUCUCUCAACACGUUUGAGUCAGAGAUGGAGGGUGAUGGACAGGGCAGCUACUCACUGUUUCCUGCUCUGGACAGCAUCGCUGGUCUCUCUGGGGCAGCUGAAACUCUGGAGAGUGAACCACCAAGUGAAAUAGCCGAGAAGCCAAACCUGACGUGGCUUGAUGCUGCUCAGAUUGUCCUCGAGGAGGCUGGCCGGCCCAUGCACAUUAAAGAAAUCAAACAGAGAAUCGUCGACAGGGGACUUGUUCAAUCCAAUGCAAAAUCCAGCCUGGAAGCUGUCAUGUACCGUGAGACACAAAAAGGCAGCAGGAGAUUCAAGAGGAUUGAAAACAGAAACGGAGUCUUUGCACUGCUGACCGACGAGGAGCGGCAGCAGGCCCUGCAGGCCUUCACCGCCCAGUCCUUCCUCAGCUCUCCUCAGCAGAGCACCAUCUCCAGCUCUGGCUCGGGCACCACGGCAGCCGCCUUCCCUUCUCCCGCCAGUUCCUCUGAACACAGAGGCAAAAUGAAGAGAGGCCUGCGGAAAAACCAGAAUGAAAAGUACAGGCUGAAGUACCUCAGGCUGCGGAAAGCUGCUCGAGCUAUGAUAUUUGAAAACGCAGCUCUCUGUGACGAAGUUGCUCACUUAGAAGAGAAGUUUCUGAGGGCAAAGGAGGAGCGCAGGUUCCUACUGAAGUCGUUGCUGCAGUACCAGUCCCUGUCAGAGGGGGACGUGCUUCCUACACCCAGCUCUGGCACUCAUCUGCCCUUGCAGCCUGUGGCAUUAGCCCCAGGCCCCGCAGGGGCGCCAAGCCUCUCCGGGUCUCAUAGCCUGACGUCAGUGGCGUCAGCAGAGGAAAUACCACUUAAAAAACCCAAGAAGGAGAGAAAAGAGCGAGCCAAGGAGAAUGGAAAGGAAGAUCUUCCAAAGAAGAUUUCUAAGAAGAGGAAGCUGACGGAUGGCUCCAGGAAGCUGGUGCAGCCCAUCCCUCUGGAUUCGUCUGGUCGUCCCGUCUUUCCCAUCGUGCUGGGAGGUGUGACGGUGUACAGUCUGGGAGAGAUCAUCACUGACAGAAUGCUGUUCCACGAUGAGUGUGCCAUCUACCCGGUGGGGUUCUGCAGCACCCGCGUCUUUGCCAGCAUGAAGAACCCCGACCAGCAGUGCCUCUACACCUGCCAAAUCAAAGAUGGAGGAGCGGGCCCUCAGUUUGAGAUUGUGCCUGAAGAGGAUCCUCAGAACGCCAUUGUGGCCUCGUCCGCCCUGACGUGCCACUCCAACCUGUUGAAGGCCGUCGCCGCCGUCAGUUUCAAGUCGGUGGCGCCAAUCGUGCCAUCAGGAGCAGACUUCUUUGGUUUUUCUCAUCCCACCAUCCAGAAUCUCAUCCAGAGUUGUCCCGGAGCUCGCAAAUGUAGCAACUACAGAUGGAUCCGUUUCGAGGUGUGUCGUCCCGGCGAUGGUCAGGUCCCUCACAGCCUGUCGGAGGACGACGCUUCGGUCAACUUUGAAGCCUAUCAGAGACACCGGGGCUUUGAUGAAAGCAUCAAGACGGAGCACAUCGCAGACCCCUCCGUCUCCGAGCUCGUCUCAUCAGCACCACCUGACCUCUCCCACCAUGAAGCCCUCCGCCUCAUAUUUCAGCUCCUGAGAUUCAGCGGGGAAGUCCAGAUCAUUCAUGAAAUAAUCAAAGUUCUCAUCCAUAUUUACAGAGUUUGUAGUUUUAUUUCUGGCAUCUUCUUCCUGGUUAAAACAAGUGUGAAAACUGAAGCAUUUGUCAGUAUUUGGGUUCCACCACCUGAUGAUAUGUUGUGCUAUCGACUGUGAGUCCCAAAUGGAACUGAUUCAUUUUUCAUCAGUAAAGAUUUUAUUCCUUAUUGUAGAGAAAAACUGAACGAAAUACCAUUUGUGCUUGUGUAUACUUAUCAUUUAUACACUCUCUCUGUCUCACUUUCUCUCUCUCUCUCACACUCUCUCUCACACACACACACACACACACACACACACACACACACACAUUGACUUUGAUGUAAACAUG
Messenger RNA from Salarias fasciatus (jewelled blenny), 2316 nucleotides. RefSeq names its product transforming growth factor beta regulator 1 (gene fyrd1). Gene Ontology annotation, cellular component: nucleus. The coding region runs from base 300 to 2105 and encodes 601 amino acids. The transcript is spliced from 15 exons. Lineage: Eukaryota; Metazoa; Chordata; Actinopteri; Blenniiformes; Blenniidae. The record is from RefSeq and is a predicted model, not a curated record. Gene Ontology annotation, biological process: regulation of cell cycle; regulation of DNA-templated transcription.